AACAAGUUCUUCUGCUAUAAAUAUCUGAUCAUCUGUAAUAUUUUUUUUUAUUUCAGUAAAACUUUUCAAUCUUUCUUGCACAAAUAAAUUGUGGUAAGAUUUUCAGCUCCAAUUGUCAUUAAUUUCGGAAAAAAUGGCUGAUUCGAAAUUUGUCAAGUUUAACAAUGGACAAAAAUAUCCAAAUCUUGGACUUGGUACCUGGCAAUCACCACCCGAUGGUUCAGUUUAUCGUGCUGUAAAAGGUGCAUUAGAGAAUGGCUAUCGUCAUUUGGAUUGUGCAUAUAUUUAUCAGAAUCAAGAAGAGAUUGGUCAAGCUAUCGCCGAAUGUAUCGAAGCCGGUGUUUUGAAACGAGAAGAAUUGUAUGUUACUUCGAAAAUUUGGCUUACUUUUUACCGUAAAGAUCGUGUACCGAUUUGUUUGGAUAAAAUUCUAAAACAAUUAAAGCUCAAAUAUAUGGAUUUGAUUUUAUUGCACUGGCCAAUGAGUUUCGAACAAACAGAUGAUUCAUUAUUUCCCAAAGAUUCAAAUGACAAAUUGAUUGAUGGAAAAAUUGAUUUUAUUGAAGCUUAUCAAGCAUUAGAAUCAUUAGUCGAUCAAGGUUUAAUUAAAUCGAUUGGAAUUUCAAAUUUUAAGGAAGAACAAGUUGAACGGUUGUUGAAAGUUGCUCGAAUUAAGCCGGUCGUUAAUCAAGUAGAAUGUCAUCCAUAUUUGAAUCAGGAAAAAUUGCGAAAAUAUUGUGCUGAUCAUGGCAUUAUUUUGACUGCCUAUUCACCAUUGGGUAAUCCUGGCUCGACUUUCUUUCCGGAUGAAAAGAAAAAAGAUUUGCUUAACGAUCCUGUUGUUGUUCGUAUAGCUCAAAAAUAUAACAAAAAUUCCGGCCAGAUUUUGAUUCGUUUUGCUAUCGAUCGAGGCAUGAUCGUUAUACCUAAAAGUGUUCGUCUUGAGCGUAUCAUUUCAAAUUUGCAGGUAUAUGAUUUUAAAUUAACCGAUGAAGAUCUUAAAGAUUUGAUGUCUUUGGAUCAAAAUUAUCGUACUUGUCCAUUUUCUUUGGGUCCGCAUUUGACCAAUUAUCCUUUCUAAGAGUACUUUAUCUUUGAAUAUCUUUAUCCUUGAAUUUUUGUGAAUGAAAAUAAAAAUUUGAUUCAACCAUUGA
Messenger RNA from Dermatophagoides pteronyssinus (European house dust mite), 1154 nucleotides. Its product is annotated as aldo-keto reductase family 1 member B10-like. The record is from RefSeq and is a predicted model, not a curated record. Gene Ontology annotation, molecular function: oxidoreductase activity. Lineage: Eukaryota; Metazoa; Arthropoda; Arachnida; Sarcoptiformes; Pyroglyphidae.